This is a messenger RNA of Nerophis lumbriciformis (worm pipefish), 1554 nucleotides long. Lineage: Eukaryota; Metazoa; Chordata; Actinopteri; Syngnathiformes; Syngnathidae. The record is from RefSeq and is a predicted model, not a curated record.
AUGGCAUCCAGUUAUAAGACCAGCUCAUACACUGUGAGGAGCUCGGCUGCACCAAGGAACUUCAGCAGCAGCUCCUACUCCGGAUCAGGAGGAAUCAGCUCCCGCAAGACCUACACCGCCAGGAGCUCCUAUGGGGGUGGCAGCAGGGGCUUCGGAGGGGCCGGCAUCACCAGCUCCAGUGUCUACGGACUCAGCUCCAGCAUGGGCGGUGUGGGCAUGGGCUUCGGCGGUAGUAUGGGACUGGGACAGGCACCCAUUAGCGCCGUGACUGUCAACAAGAGUCUGUUGACCCCGCUCAACUUGUCCAUUGACCCUACCAUCCAGGCUGUUCGCACCCAAGAGAAAGAACAGAUCAAGACCCUCAACAAUCGCUUUGCCUCUUUCAUUGACAAGGUGCGUUUCCUGGAGCAGCAGAACAAAAUGCUCGAGACCAAGUGGAACCUGCUGCAGGGCCAGACCACCACGCGUUCAAACAUUGACGCCAUGUUUGAGGCCUACAUCACCAACCUGCGCAGACAGCUUGACAGCCUGGGCAACGACAAGAUGAAGCUGGAAGCUGACCUUCACAACAUGCAAGGCCUGGUGGAAGACUUCAAGAACAAGUAUGAAGAUGAGAUCAACAAGCGCACAGAGUGUGAGAAUGAAUUUGUACUCAUCAAGAAGGAUGUUGAUGAGGCCUACAUGAAUAAGGUGGAGCUGGAGGCCAAGCUGGAAAGUUUGACAGAUGAGAUCAACUUCCUCAGGUCCAUCUAUGAGGAGGAGCUGCGCGAGCUCCAGAGUCAGAUCAAGGACACGUCAGUCAUUGUGGAGAUGGACAAUAGCCGUAACUUGGACAUGGACUCUAUCGUGGCAGAGGUGAAAGCUCAGUACGAGGACAUUGCCAACCGCACCCGCGCUGAGGCAGAGACGUGGUACAAGACCAAGUAUGAGGAGAUGCAGACAUCUGCCAACAGAUACGGAGAUGACUUGAGGGCUACUAGGACAGAGAUCGCAGACCUUAACCGCAUGAUCCAAAGGCUGACAGCUGAGAUAGAUGGAGUCAAGGGACAGCGUGCCAACCUGGAGGCUCAGAUCGCUGAGGCCGAGGAACGUGGCGAGCUGGCAGUUAAGGAUGCCAAGUCCCGUAUCAGAGAGUUGGAGGAGGCCCUGCAGAGAGCCAAACAGGACAUGGCCCGCCAGAUCCGCGAGUACCAAGACCUGAUGAACGUCAAACUGGCUCUCGACAUUGAGAUCGCGACCUACAGGAAACUGCUGGAGGGCGAGGAGGACAGGCUGGCAAACGGCAUCAAAUCCAUUAACAUCUCCAAACAGAGCACAAGCUACGGCGGUAUGGAUGCCCUGAAGAGUGGCUACUCCAGCAGCUACUCCAGUUACAGUAGCGGCGGCGGCUACGGCAGCAGUGGCUACAGCAGUGGCGGAUAUGGCAGUGGCGGCAGCGGCUUCAGCGGUGGAAGCGGCUACAGCACCCAGAGCAAGAAGAACGUGGUCAUCAAGAUGAUUGAGACCAAGGAUGGCCGAGUUGUGUCCGAGUCCUCCGAAGUCAUCGAGGAUUGA